Molecule: messenger RNA, 2467 nt
Organism: Aspergillus pseudonomiae
Lineage: Eukaryota; Fungi; Ascomycota; Eurotiomycetes; Eurotiales; Aspergillaceae
Product: transcription factor domain-containing protein
Exons: 4
Coding region: 326-1990 (554 amino acids)
Biological process (GO): DNA-templated transcription; regulation of DNA-templated transcription
Cellular component (GO): nucleus
Molecular function (GO): zinc ion binding; DNA binding; DNA-binding transcription factor activity, RNA polymerase II-specific
Source: RefSeq, a predicted model, not a curated record
UGACGAUAUAUAGUCUGGAUUUGAUAUUCGAUUGAUUGUCCUUUCACCGUGCUUCUAGAUAUUAUAUAGACAUACAGGGUCACCUCUUUCCCAGAAUGACCUAGCACGGAUUCUAGCUAGGGAAAGCAAUUGUGUGAGGAUUCCAUCAAAAUUGCUUGUCUUACGCUGGUCAGAUAUGACAAGCUUUGGAGGCAACUUGGCACGCCUUAUUUGUCGUUGUUAGAGACGUCGCUGUACGCAGGUCUCCUUUUAAAUUGAAAUUGAAGUGAGAUCCCUGUCGAACCCAGCCCUAUUGAAAGCGCCAUUACUCCGACCAGAAGUCCCGAUGGGCGACGUCACAGCAGAACCGACAAAGAGCCGCCGGCAGAAUAAAGGCUUUGCCUGCGAAGAAUGUCGUUCACGUAAACUCAAGUGCGAUAUGAGCCAGCCGCAAUGCAGCACCUGUCGCAAUCUGGGUGUACCAUGCAUUACAAAUACGGCGCGGCGACCUCGAGGCCCGAGGAAGGGUCAUGUCAAUAUCCUCAGAUCGCGCAUAGCAUCGCUCGAGCGCCAGUUAUAUGAGAAUUCCGAGGGCCAACCGAGCAGACGAGAAAGUUCAACGUCUACCCAACAUGUAUUGGAGGUAGAUCAAUCGGAAAGGGUCAAUAUUGGCAAAAUCGAAAAAGCCAGCGUCGCACAUUCGCAGGACUCAACGGAUGACUUCCUUUUGGACCCGCAGUCAAUCGGACUCCUCAAAUGGCCAUCGGUAAUCCCUUCGUUGGAAUUGGAUAGCGAAUGGUGCAAACAUAUUGAACCCUUCCCGGAGUGUACAUACCAAUCCCCAGCGCUAACCCCAGCAAGCAAUAUACCUACGUCGGUGUCAUCUGCGUGUCCGAUUGACGCCAGCAUAAGCCCACUGGAACUGGGCUCCCAGGCAAUGACAACGCCCAUUCAGCUUCCCGUCCAACUGUCAGCCUUAGAGCGCGCAGAUCUAGACGACCUUUUCUUCGACCGCGCUUACCCUUUUGCCCCCAUUAUCCAUCAGCAGCGGUACUAUUUGCGGGCAGCCAACGAGCCAGACGCAAGAGAGCCAUUAACCGCCUUACAAUAUGCCAUGCGAACGCUGGCCGCGUCAAUGGGGAGCCAGUUCCAGGGCGUCCUACCGCUCUUAUACACUCACACCUGCUGCUUACUGGACGUGUGGGAGCAACACAUGCCGAACGAGGCUCUUCCCAUCGAAGUGGUGCAGGCGCGACUGCUUCUGGUCCUCUACGAGAUUCUAAAAAGUAACCCCAGCAAGGGAUGGAUUAGCGCUGGUCGCUGCUUUCAUCUCGUCCAUCUCUUGAAACUCGAUCAGAUCGACAACCCGAAUACCUGGCAGACAUCCAGUCUCUCCUGGGUGGAGAUCGAGGAGAGACGGAGAACUUUCUGGACAGCAUACGCGCUCGAUCGAUAUGCGAAUCUCGUCAACGGUCUUCCGCUGGCCAUAAACGAUCAAAUGAUCCUCACCCGCCUUCCCGCCCCAGAAACGGCAUUCCGACAUCAACAGGCUGUUACGACCGAAUAUCUGGCCCCGGCCAUGGCGAGAAAAGCCGACCAACAGGUAUCGCCCUACGCGAAAUCGAUCGUCAUGCUUACCAUUCUCGCACGCUGCCUCUCCCACAGAAACCAAUGCAACGUGGAACGUAUCAUGGACCCUACAUCCCAGGAAUGUAUCGUCCGCCAUCGAGCACUGGACAUCAUCUUGAGUCAAGAGAGCCAGACGACAUUGUCUAGUCCCGCUGCCGAUUUCUCAUCAUCUGACCCCACAUCCAUCUUCGUCGACAUGCUAGCUCAAGUCGCAGUUUUGGUACUCUUCACUGCCUUGAACUCGGUGCCUGAAGCCGCAGAAAUGUACCAGGACAUGUACGGAAGUUACGAGACCAAGGCUGCUAUUGCGACGGAACGAGUGCUCAGCCAGGCACAAAAGCUGUCCCAAAUAGGGCCUUUCAAGGCAAGACUAGUCUCCUAAGAGUUUUCAGCCCUUUCUGAUCGGAAUGUUAGAUUCACCCGUUCACACCGAUCGCGCUAUUCAUCUGUGUGGAGCUUUCGCGCUCAUGCAAGGCGUUCAACCACAAGCUCCCGGCGCAGUUCAAGGCCAUUUCUGCCGCCUUGAGUGAUAUGGUGCCUGUUAAUAACCUUGCCAGGAUGCUGGAGCUUGAGAUCCAGCGUAAUGCGGAGAUUAUGCCUGCAGCUAUAGGCUUCUGAGACUAUUAUGUAUCAGUGAUUAUUCUUGACGACCGUAUAUAUCUUGUACAAAAUUCUACUUUCCAGCAACAUCUUGCCAGAAUGCCAGACUGCAGCUACACUGCCUGUUUGCACUAUAUACUGCCGGCUGGAGUACAUGAUCAUGAAUGUCAUAUUAGCAACAACAGCCUUCGUCACUAGUAGUUACUCACUCCCCUCCACUUCACGUAGUUAGUAGUGACCUAGUACUACUAAACCUCCG